AUGGAGAACCUGAUCUCAUUGGUGAACAAAAUACAGAGGGCCUGCACGGCCCUAGGCGAUCACGGCGAAGAGAGUGCUUUGCCCACUCUCUGGGACGCUUUGCCCGCCAUUGCCGUCGUCGGAGGCCAGAGCUCUGGAAAGUCUUCUGUGUUGGAGAGUAUCGUUGGAAAAGACUUUUUACCUCGUGGAGCUGGGAUUGUUACUAGGCGUCCUCUUGUCUUGCAACUUCAUAAGAUCAAUGAAGGAAGAGAGUAUGCAGAAUUUAUGCACCUCCCUAGAAAAAGAUUCACUGAUUUCGCUGCUGUGAGGAAGGAGAUUUCUGAUGAGACUGAUCGAGAGACAGGCCGAAGUAAACAAAUUUCUAGUGUUCCGAUCCAUCUUAGUAUCUACUCCCCUAAUGUUGUGAACUUGACACUAGUUGAUCUUCCUGGGCUUACAAAAGUAGCCGUUGAGGGUCAGCAAGAAAGCAUUGUCCAAGACAUUGAGAACAUGGUUCGAUCCUUCAUUGAGAAGCCCAACUGUAUUAUUCUGGCAAUUUCUCCUGCCAAUCAAGAUCUUGCUACAUCUGAUGCAAUUAAGAUCUCUCGUGAAGUAGACCCUAAAGGGGAGAGAACAUUUGGUGUUUUGACCAAGAUUGAUCUUAUGGACAAGGGUACUGAUGCGGUUGAUAUGCUAGAAGGAAGAUCAUAUAAGCUACAAUUCCCUUGGAUUGGUGUUGUUAAUCGAUCUCAAGCUGAUAUCAACAAAAGUGUUGAUAUGAUUGCUGCUCGGCGUAGAGAAUAUGAGUACUUUGCUAAUAGCCCAGAGUAUAGGCAUCUUGCACACAGGAUGGGUUCUGAACAUUUAGGAAAGAUGCUUUCUAAGCACUUGGAAACUGUUAUCAAGUCUCGAAUUCCAGGACUUCAGUCUCUUAUCAACAAAACUAUUAAUGAACUAGAAGGAGAAUUGAGCCGCCUAGGGAAGCCAAUUGCAUCUGAUGCUGGAGGAAAAUUGUACAUGAUCAUGGAAAUUUGUCGUAAUUUUGAUCAAGUAUUUAAAGAACAUCUUGAUGGCACGCGCUCUGGUGGUGAUAAAAUAUAUAGUGUGUUUGACAAUCAACUUCCAGCUGCGUUGAAGAGGUUGCAAUUUGACAAACAUCUUUCAAUGGAAAAUGUGCGAAAGCUAAUCACUGAAGCAGAUGGGUAUCAACCUCAUCUAAUUGCUCCAGAACAAGGAUAUCGUCGUCUUAUUGAAUCUUCCUUGGUAACUAUUAGAGGUCCUGCAGAGGCUGCUGUAGAUGCGGUUCAUGCUAUACUGAAGGAUCUGGUUCACAAGGCUAUGGCUGAAACUAUGGAGCUGAAGCAGUAUCCCACUUUGAGAGUGGAAGUCGGAACUGCAGCUAUGGAUUCAUUGGACAGGAUGAGGGGAGAAAGCAAGAAAGCAACAUUACAGUUGGUUGAUAUGGAAUGUUGUUAUCUAACUGUUGAUUUUUUUCGCAAACUUCCCCAAGAUAUUGAGAAGGGUGGAAAUCCAACGCACUCAAUUUUUGAUAGAUAUAAUGAUUCAUAUCUCCGGCGAAUUGGAACCAAUGUCUUGUCCUAUGUCAAUAUGGCCUGUGCAAGUUUGAGGAACUCUAUUCCUAAGUCUGUUGUCCAUGGUCAAGUGCGUGAGGCGAAACGCAGCUUACUUGAUCGUUUCUUCACAGAAUUGGGUACAAAGGAGGUGACAAUUCCGACUUACCCAACCCUUUCCUUUACCCUUUUCUACAGAAAUAAAACAUUAUUCCAAGUACUUUCUAUAACUUUUUUUUUCUUUUGCAGUCAAGACAUUUGGCCAAAUUGCUCGAUGAGGAUCCAGCAAUCAUGCAACGCCGCACCAACCUUGCAAAAAGGCUGGAAUUAUAUAGAAAUGCCCAAGCUGAGAUUGAUGCAGUUGCUUGGUCCAAGUAGAAGGAAGCAGAUUUCACUUUUCCUUAGAAGUUGGAUUUUAUUUUUUCUUCCAUUAUUUUAUUUUAUUUUUUUUCUUGCAACAAGUCAGGGACCCUAGUUCUCUCUAUGGAGGAUGCUUGGUAAUGCCAUUAAGUUAUAAGGAUCUUGGAUUUUUGAAAGGUCUUUUUUUUGGAAGUUAGAUCUUAGGGAUAGGAUUGGUAAUGAUUCUUUAAUUCUUGAAUGCCAACACAAUACCUUGGUGUGUGAGGGAUGACUGGGGAGCAUAUUUGC
Molecule: messenger RNA, 2198 nt
Organism: Quercus robur (English oak)
Lineage: Eukaryota; Viridiplantae; Streptophyta; Magnoliopsida; Fagales; Fagaceae
Product: dynamin-related protein 5A
Exons: 15
Coding region: 1-2025 (674 amino acids)
Cellular component (GO): microtubule; membrane; cytoplasm
Molecular function (GO): microtubule binding; GTP binding; GTPase activity
Source: RefSeq, a predicted model, not a curated record